ACAAUAUUGGACCAUGUAAUCAACCAUGGAAUGACCUGAGGGAAGCGGGCCAACGGGUUUAGCCUAACUUGAGCCGCUACACUGUAGCAAGCAUCAUAAGGACAUUUCGAAAUGAAAAUCGAAUUGCAAGACGUCCAGAUGCUGGGGGCAGAGGAAGAAUGUUCACUGCAGAACAAGAGACCCAUAUAGUCAAUAUGGUGAUUGCAAAUAAUUCCAUAAGGCUACGAGAAAUUCAGCAGCGCAUAAUUGAGGAUGACAACACCUUCCAAAACAUACACAAUGUGAGCAUUUCUGUAUUAAGUCGUGUACUUGCCCGCAACAGAAACCGAAUGAAACAAAUCUGCAGAGUCCCUUUUGAAAGAAACAGUGAACGUGUAAAACAACUACGAUAUGACUAUGUGCAGGUAAGCUAUAGUAUCAUUGGUACUGAAUCUGGAAGUGUAUACUGUAGUACUGUACAUGAGCUACUUUUUGUGGAUGAGGCAGGUUUUAACCUCACUAAAACAAGGAGACGUGGCAGGAACAUUAUUGGACACCGUGCCAUGAUCAAUGUCCCAGGACAACGUGGUGGUAACAUAACUUUGUGUGCAGCUAUUAGUCAAAAUGGUGUUGUUCACCAUCAUGCAACCCUAGGCCCAUAUAACACUGCACACAUUAUUACAUUCCUGGACACCUUACAUGACAUGCUCACUAAUGUUCAGAGACCAGAGCAGACCAGAUAUGUCAUCACAUGGGACAAUGUUAGUUUCCAUAGGGCUGCUUUGGUCCGCAACUGGUUUACAGAUCACUCGCUCUUCACUGUACUCAACCUCCCCCCAUACUCUCCAUUCUUGAAUCCAAUUGAAGAGUUCUUCUCUGCCUGGCGCUGGAAGGUCUAUGACCGUCAUCCCCAUCAAUGCAUAGCCCUUUUACAGGCAAUGGAGGAGGCAUGUGGGGAUACUGACCAGGCAUCAUGUCAGGCCUGGAUAUGGCAUUCCAGAAGAUAUUUUCCCCGGUGCCUUGGACUAGAGGACAUUGCAUGUGAUGUAGACGAAAUUUUGUGGCCGGACCCAGAGAGACGACACGAUGUAAACUGAUUUUUUUUUUUUUUUCAGUGAAAUUACUAUUUUGUGUUUUGUCUUGGAAAAAAACACUUGUUGUUGUUUUGUUUUGAUAUGUGUAAAUAAACACCAGUACUUAAAGUUUGGAUCCCUGUAUGUUUACAGAACUAUGACAAAAGUAUGACUUCAAACUGACAUAGCUUAUGCACAGAGAAAGCAAAAGCCAGAUGUGUUUUUUAUUCAUACCAUCAGUGUGUAUUUGGCGCAUUGUGUGCUUAUUAAUGUGAUGGCUUGUGUUAACUGUUUGAUAAGAAAAUACCA
Molecule: messenger RNA, 1361 nt
Organism: Siniperca chuatsi (mandarin fish)
Lineage: Eukaryota; Metazoa; Chordata; Actinopteri; Centrarchiformes; Sinipercidae
Exons: 2
Coding region: 159-1076 (305 amino acids)
Molecular function (GO): nucleic acid binding
Source: RefSeq, a predicted model, not a curated record